AUGGCUGGUUCCAUCUUAAGCUGCAUGGUUCUGUUGUCUUUAUUAUUAAUAGUGGCCUCGGCUAUUAAUUACGAUAAUGGUCCAAAACCAAACCAACAAGUACAUGAUGACGACGAUGAUGAUCAACACAAUGAAGAGCUUCUUCCAUUGGAAUCCGAAGAUAAAUCAGAGUCCUAUGAUCAUGUUCAUGAUCAUCAUCAUCACAUUAGUGACCAUAUCAAUAGUGUUGGUGUUCAGGGCCUCAUUUUGUGCAACUCAAACGAUGAAUACUCCCCACUAGUUGGAGGUUUGGCAAGGAUUACAUGCAUAGCAGAAGAUGAAAAUGGGUACGAGAGAGCUCCGUUCUCUAUGGUGAGCCAUAAAAGUAAUGAAAAGGGUUACUUCAUGGCAACAUUUUUAGUCUCGGAUGUACUUGGUUCUGAAGAUAAGUUGAAACUCAAAGAGUGCAAAGCUUUCCUUGAAGGUUGUCCCAUUGAGAUUGAGGCUGCUUGUAAAUUUGCUACUGAUGUUAACAAUGGAGUCAGUGGAGCUCUACUCUCUUCAUAUCGCUUCCUCCCUCAGAAGGAUAUGUCUUUGUACACUGUUGGACCUUUCGUCUAUACCUCUCAGCAACCUGAUGGCCAUUAUUAA
Messenger RNA from Humulus lupulus (European hop), 630 nucleotides. RefSeq names its product protein SEED AND ROOT HAIR PROTECTIVE PROTEIN-like. Bases 1 to 630 code for a protein of 209 amino acids. Lineage: Eukaryota; Viridiplantae; Streptophyta; Magnoliopsida; Rosales; Cannabaceae. The transcript is spliced from 2 exons. The record is from RefSeq and is a predicted model, not a curated record.